AGCUCGGAGCUUCCGUCACCAGGCCUGGAGAGGCGCGGGAACCGGGCGCUCCCUCCGCGAGGCGGCGGGGAAGGCGCAGAGACACUAGCCAAGUUGAGGAAGAGGGAAGUGGCGUCCGCGGAAGCUCGGGCUGGGCAGAGUGCUCUUGGGGAGAAGAUCUACUCAUUGGUUUUAUACCAAGCCUGACAAGGCCUCAGUUGUCAAAGGUGGCACCAGGAGAAUGUCACACAUAGGAAUAAAACUGUUCCUAGAGCAAAUGAUGAUGAGACAUCUGGAGGUGAAUGCAUGCUUAUACCCACACAUGGAGGCUUUGUGGGAGUCUAAGGGGUCCGUGAAAGAGAGCUCCAGUGACAGUCAGAAAUCCAGCCCAGAGAUGGACAGUCUUGGUCCCGAGAGCGCUCGCCAGCACUUCCGGAGCUUCUAUUAUCAUGAAGCACCUGGACCCCUUGAGGCUGUCAGCCAACUUCAGGAAUUAUGCCACCAGUGGCUGAGGCCAGAGACCCACUCGAAAGAGCAGAUCUUGGAACUGCUGGUGCUAGAGCAGUUCCUGUCUAUUCUGCCCAGGGAUACCCAGAACUGGGUGCGGAAGUAUCAUCCACAGAGCAUCAAAGAGGCUGUGGCCCUGGUAGAGCGCUUUCAGAGAGAACAUGGUGGAAUAAGUGAUGAGGUCACAGCCCAUGAGCUGGGAAAGGAGGCAGUGCUCUUGGGAGGAGCAGCAUUGGCCCCAGGCUUUAAGUGGAAGCCAGCAGAGCCCCAGCCACUGGGUGUGUUCCAGAAAGAAUGUUGGAAUACACUCCGGGUACCACAGGAACAGCUGGGCUGGAAUACUCACAGAGAAAGCCAGCCUGUAUAUCAAAGAGCUGUGCCUGCUCAACAGAUUCUAGCCUUUUCUGAGCAGAAAAGCACCCCACACUGGAAGAUGGCAUCUGAGCUCAUCUUGCCUGAGUACCAGAGCUUAUUGACAUUUGAAGAUGUGGCUGUGUUUUUUUCUGAGGAAGAAUGGAAAUUACUGAACCCUACUCAGAAGAUCAUUUACAGUGAUGUAAUGCAGGAAAACUAUGAGACUAUCAUCUCUCUAGAUUUUAUUACUUUGAGAGAGAGAAUGAGCUGGAGGAGCAGUGGGAGAGGGAGAAGCAGACUCCCCGCUGAGUAGGGAGCUCACUGCGAUGCUCAAUCCCAGGACCCUGAGAUCAUGACCUGAGCCAAAGACAGAUGCUUAACUGGCUGAGCUGCGCAGGUGGAUGAUUCAUACAUGGCUGUACUACUGAUGUACUUAAGAAGCUGAAUUCCACUGAUUAUUCGUUUGGUGGCUCCCUUCAGUCUGUUCUGAGGCCCCAAGAUGGCAAGGAUCACAUUUGAUACAUUGGUCCACAGCCAAGCCUGACUUAUUGAAUGUUUGCCAGGUAAACACACACCUCCAUGUUUUCCCAAGUAAGCUCUCAAUUAUUUAUAAUUAGGCUGUAAAUGUUUUCUUUUCUGUCAUAUACCAUGUCUCCUUUUAGUCUCCUUAAAGCCCUAAUUUCACAUUUUUCCUCUUACUCUGCAACUAUUUUUGUGUUCUCCAUGUAGCCAAUAGGAGGUGAGUCGUAUUCUUGCCCCUACUUCCUCUGAAUCUAAAUGAGAGGCAGAGACAGCUAAAUGGGAGUCAGACACCAAGAGUCCUGAUGCAAGAAAGUCAUGGCCUCUCCAUGUCUAUCCAAUGCAAGUAAGGACAACACAGACCUGCAGGCCUAGUGUAGGAGCUCUGGGAAGCCAGACCAGUAUCAAUUCGGUAUGUAGCUAUGACGUCAUGAAUCUCAUGGAAACUUUCUGUUGUUGAAGCCCCCUGGUCUGGGACUGCUAUGGCAGUCCUCACAAAUCAAUAUACAUGAGUAUGUUAGGAAGCAUUUGUAUUCAUUUCUUCCACUGAAGUGCUAAGGUGUGGUGUGACCAGUUGGAAAGGAUGCUAGAAUAAGAGUCUGAGGUCAGACGACUGGGUGUCCAUGCUUUCUGUUGACCUGCAAGUCCUGGAGCAAGUCACAUUUCUCUAAUGAGCCUUGGUUUCUGCCUCUCUGAGGUAAUUUUACUUGCUUCAUUUACUUUACUGACUGGAUUCUAGGAUCACAUUUAUAGCUAUGAAAUCACACUAUAAUUACGAAUCAGCUUACUCAUAUCCGAGGUUAUUAUUCCCACCAUUCUCAUUAUGGGGUCGAGGAAUUUGCCUUCUCACCUACUUUCCAAUUGUGCCAAGUGUAAGAAGGGAGCACAGGCUCUGUGAUUUUCCUUCUUACUAAGAAGCAGAGGGCAACGAGAAAGAGGGGAGAGGAAGGUGCAAACUGGAACCAGUGAUGUUCAGUUUGCUUUUCUCAUAAUUUGACCUCAUUUGGAUUAAUUUUUCAGAGAAAACUCUCCCCACAGAAACCAACAAUCUGGGACAUCCAUCUGUGUAAGGAAAGGAUCAGUCUGUGAAGAGUAUCUAUUGAGUACCUACUGUGUGUACCAGGCACUACAUUACAGGGCAAGCAAAGCACACAGGCCUUUGACUUUACAAAGUGUACUGUGCAAUGGAGAAGAAAGAACUACUGAAUAAUUACAGACAUAGAAUUUAACUAAUUGUGAAUUUCCAACUGCACAAACAUUUCUGGAGGAUUGCAGUGUAUCUCCUUGGGACUCAUCUGGGUUCUGUUACAGUGCUGGCUAGGGAGGGACAGAGACGCCCAUCAUCCAGUCAUGGCUACAGAUGGACUUGGGAGAAGCAAAACGGAGGUGAGUUAGUUCCUUCUCUAAAUGGGCAAUGAUUCAGAAGGGCUGGCUAGCAUUUUAUUUUCCUGGUAUGAUUUUUCAGGUUGCAGUGACGUUUACAUAUUAACGGUCCUGAAAGAAAAGAUGAGGCCAGAAUUGCUGAGCCUUGCCUGAUGAAGCCUAGGACACAGAAAGUGCUUAGUAGCCAAGAGCAGGAUUGGUGACCUGGAAGUGCAACGUGGUUCAGGUGCCGAAGGAUGGCCCUGCCUCUCAGGAGGAGGCGGAGAGUGCUCUGCAGGCAGUUGGGAAGGCAACACCAAAGGACGUGGGCUGCACGUGUGCACAUGCACGCACACACAUGCAUGCACGUGCAGUUAUUCUUCUCUUUUUUGCACAUCUUAUUAGGAGGAUCAAGGCUGUGAAACUUUGUUUGAUGCCUGUUUCUUCGCAGUUCCUAAAACCAGCCCAUCCUUUAGGAAGACAGAAAAGAAAACCAUUCUGCUAGGACCGCACAGUUCAGGAAGGUCUCUCCUGUCUUACAAAACAAAAAAGCUCAAAAACACAAAUUUGAGCGCAACAAUGGACCAACUCCCCAGGAGCACUUAUUAGAAUGCCCAUAUUAGGGGCACCUGUGGGUUGAGGUCUGCCUUUGUCUCAGGUCUUGAUCCCAGGGUCCUGGGAUAUAGUUCUGCAUCAGGCUCCAUGCAGGGAGACUGCCUCUCCCUCUGCCUAUGUCUCUGCCCCCCUCUCUCUCUCUCUGUCUUUCAUGAAUAAAUAAAUAAAAUAUUUAAAAAUAAAAAUAAAAUGCCCUUAUUGGAGCCCAAGCUAGAGCCAAUGCCUGAGGGCGUCUGGGUGUGGUGAAGAAAUCUAAAUUUAAGAAGUCCUAAGUUUGGGGAUCCCUGGGUGGCGCAGCGGUUUGGCGCCUGCCUUUGGCCCAGGGCGCGAUCCUGGAGACCCGGGAUCGAAUCCCACGUCAGGCUCCCGGUGCAUGGAGCCUGCUUCUCCCUCUGCCUGUGUCUUUGCCUCUCUCUCUCUCUCUCUCUCUCUGCGACUAUCAUAAAUAAAUAAAAAUUAAAAAAAAAAGAAGUCCUAAGUUUAAAAAACUCUUGCAAGAACUUCCUCCUCCCCUCCUGUCGGCACAGGGGAAGGUAGAGAGUGCUGGGCCCCGGUUAAGGAGACAGUGGGGCCUCCACCCUGGCCUGUGCCUCUCUGCUUCCAGGCCACCAGAUGAGCUGGCACAUGGGGGAGAACCCCGCUGGUCACGCCCUGGUGCCAUGAGGAGGACUCCCCCACUCUGCCUUAGUGGCUUCCAUCAGGAGGCCGCCUGGCUACUACCCCCCUGGCCCCCUGCAGCACCGUACUCAGUGCCAGAGAACCUGGAGGCCCUAAGUUCUGGAGCCAGAGGCAUGGACUCCCUGAUGGGAAUGGCAGGGUUCCCUUGGGUGGCUCAGAUCACACAGCAACUGCCCGGGGUAGACACAGGUAGAAGAGACAGCACAGGGCCACUGUGCAUCCCUGGGCCUGGGAAAGGAACCAGAGGCGGGUCCCUCUGUGUCCCUGGGAGCAGGAAUGCAAGGGGCAGUGCAAAGAAGGUCCCUGUGCCUCACCAGACACAGGAAAGGAAUGAAAUGCAGGUCCUUGUGUGUCACCGGGCGCGGAAAGGAAAAGGGUGGCCCAUGGUGGGCCCUGUGUGUCCUAGAGAUGCUAGCCUAGGGAGCUGGGCCCCUUUUAUCCCCCAAGGCCACGGGACCUGGUAACCUCCAGCCCUGGCCUGGGCUUUAGCGCGAGUUGCAGGGACCCAUGAGGUGCCUUUGUCCUUGCAAGGAGCUCAGGGAAAAGUGAUUGGCGGCAUGCCCCAGUCAGGCCUCUGGGGCGCCAGGGAAAGUUGUUCGCCCCGACGCAGUACCUACCUGAGCCACCAGAGGGCAUGGACGCGAGCGACCGAGCUCUAGUCCUGCUAGGCUAUUUCAAAAGGUCACCUCCAGACAACCCUGCGGCGGCCUGUGGACAGAAAAAAGGCACGGGGAUGAAGGAGGGGCGGCAGGAGCGUGGAAAGAGGACACGCGGCCUGCCUCUGUCCCGCCGGACUCCCUUCCGCUGUUCCCCGCGACCCGGGCCAGGCCUUUCCGAGGUUGUCUGGGGCGAGUAGUGCCCUUCAUCGGGGCGCUGGGACAUGCUGCUGGGGCCAUUCCCGCGCCUGCGCUGGCACCCCCGCCAGCACCCUCGCCCCGCCCCGGGCAGCCGACUUGUCACUGGCUUUUAGACGCGUCCCCCUCGCCUUUCCGCCUUUCCCCGAGUGCCUGCUUUGUACAGAGCCUUGUUAUCCUAGGGCUAAGUGAGUGCGGGCUGUCUCAGGCGGCUUUGGGGAGAAAGAGUGGGGUGCAGUGGGGUUGCCCUGAGGGAGAGCAGAUGGAGGGACAGCUGGAGGAUCAGGGCCCUGGUGAACGUGCUGGAGGGUUGGGGCCCCUGUGGGGAGGGCAGCCAGCUUUGAGGUCCAGCAGUCAGGGAGGGUCCACAGCCCAAGGCGGCCACUUCUUGGACGCUUUGCAAGCACGAGGAGCAAUCACCUUGCAGGAGUACUUCCUCUAGGCCAGGGUAGGCAACUGGUUCCAUGCACUUUCGAUCGCAGCAGGAAAAUUGAGGCAGCUGAUGAAUGGUACAAGGAGAGACACCAGCUGUCCUUUCAGAAACAUUCCUGGGGACGCGGGCGUGGCGCGUGCGGGCGGGGUGCCUGGGUGGCCAGUUGGUUGAGCUUGGGAUUCUUGGUUUCAGCUCAGGUCCUAAACUCAGGGUCCUGAGGUCAGGCUCCCACUCAGCCGGGAGUGAGCUUGACAGUCUCUCCCUCCCUCUCCCUCUGCCACCCCGCCCUCCCUCAAGGACAGAAAUCAUUCUUUGUAAAAAGAAACUUGCCCAGGGAUGGGAUGGGAACAGUGUCAUUUUCCAUGAUUGGCCAGGAAGAGCCAUGAGUCGUUUUCUGCUUCACCCGGUCCAUGGAAGAGGCCGGGUACCUCAGGGGUGUGAGCAAAGAGAGGGAGACCAUGUGGAGGACGGGUGGCUGGGAUACAGGUCUUGACCCCUGUGCAGACAUGCACUUGACCACCUCUGUGUCCACCAGCGUUGCCAUAGAUGUUGCACUAAGAACCUUUGGAUGUUGGUACACAUGAGCAUUGAAAGGGCUAUCCAUUCUAGCCCCGUCACCAUAACCCUCUGGCACAUUCUGUGUGACCUGGGACAAGUUAUUCAGUGCUCCUGAGCCACAAAACUCAGGCCCCUCCUCUGUACCCAGGGCAUGAUACUAGCCCCCAUCUCCUAGCUUUGGGUGAAGGCCAGGGGACCUGACCUAUGCAGGAGGCUUAGAGCAGCACCUGGACACAGCAGGAGGAAUGUGAUCGGUGUCCUUUGUUCUUCACGCAGCCCAGGUGGCCGGUGGCCCGCCCUGUAGUGGUGUAUUUUUUUCCCCAAGGAAGCCCCGCAUGCCCUAGCAGGAGGCCGGUCAUGCUGAUGCUGGCUGAAGGACGCACCCCUUGAGUGGAGAGGAAUGAAGGCUCGUGGAUUUGCAGCCUUUGGAGGCAUGGCUGCAGCUAAGAUGCCCAUGGCUGAAGGUGACCAAGGGUCACUCAGAGCCACCUGGACCUUCAGGGUUGCUCAGCAGAGGUGUGAGUGCUGCCCCCCACUUCUUCUGUGGCCCAUAUAUGUAUAUGGAAACAGAAGACAGCCCACGGUAGGCUGGCAGCGGGGUCUCACACUGGUACUUGUGUGGUGGGUUCUCCUUAAGUCAAGUAUCCUUAGCAUGCUGAAAUUCUAGAGCCCAGCUGCUGGAAAGAACAUUUUACACUGAUGGCCAGGGAGCACUGGAAAUGUAGCUAGCACCAGAAUUGGUAUUUUCAUCACUCGGGACUUAAAUGUCUGUGUGUCUCUAGUGGCUCCCCAUAGGACGACAGCACAGUUCUCGAGGGUCUGUGGAUGGGCUGGGACAUUUUAUGUAUCAUUUGGAACUUAGAUGCAGAAUGGGACUUGUAUGUGUAUUUUUCUAAGAAGUGAAUCCAUGGCCUUGCCAUCAGCUUCUUAAAACCAUAGAAAGGCCAGGGGCUGCUGCACCAGGGCUGUAGUGGAAAGUCAGCAAGGUAGGGAAGGUGAGAAUGGUCUCUGGUAACCACUGGUGUUCCUUCUUUCUGAUUUUGGCCUCUCCUCAGCUGUGGGUGCCUCCACCCCAUGCCUACAAAAAGAAACAGAUCAGAAUCUGAGACUGGAGGCCCCAGAGCCACUGUAUCCCACCAGAAGGGGGAUGGCCAUGGCUCUGGGUUGUGCGAUCCAGGCCUCCCUGAAAAUGGGCUUUGUGUUUCAAUACUAUGAUGCCCACUGUGAAGCCUUCUGCCAGCGCUUCAGGCAGUGAAGUGCCCCAGCCGCCCCUCCCCCUCAGGCUUUCAAGGGACUCUGGAAGCUUUGCUGCCAGUGGUGAGGCCCAGCACGCACUCCAAGGACCAGCUCCUGGAGCUGCUAGUGUUGUUGCAGUUCAAAACCAUCCUGCCAACGGAGACAAGGACCCGGGAGAUGCCACUGGGGCUGCAGAACACAGGAAGAGUUGUAGCGGUGAGAGACGACUUCUGCACAGAAGCUGAGCCAGUGGAGCAGCGGGUCUACUGGGCAAUGGUCAGUGACUCUGACCUUGAGAUCCAAUCACCCAGUGAAAACUGAAAAGGAACUCAGUCCCAGACUUCCUUGGUUGUGUUCCUUCCAAAGCCAUCUGUAGCAUCAGCCAGUCAUGGAGAAGGAUGCUCUGAAGUCAGUCCCAGCACACCCAUACCGAGCAUCAAGAAGAAGGCAGAUGAAUACUUAAAACCCAUUCUGGGGAUCCCUGGGUGGCUCGGUGGUUUGGCGCCUGCCUUUGGCCCAGGGCGUGAUCCUGGAGUCCCGGGAUCGAGCCCUGCGUCGGGCUCCGGCAUGGAGCCUGUUUCUCCCUCUGCCUGUGUCUCUGCCUCUCUUUCUCUCUCUAUGUCUAUCAUGAAUAAAUAAAUAAAAUCUUUUAAAAAAUAAAAAAAAUAAAAAAAAAACCAUUCUGUCCUCCAAAAACAUGCUGAGCUUUCUACUUGGUAGGCAACUAGGGAGCCACAGAAAUUAUCUGGAUCUGUCAAAGUGGCUAUGGAUGCUGACACAAGCCACACCAGGGUGGAGGUGGCCUUUGCCAAAAAACCACAUAACUUACCUGCUUAUGCCUGCCAGCAAUUUUGGAAAAUGCAUAAAAAAAGGCUUAGAAUAACAAACUCCUGCCUUGCUUCAGCUGUUAAAAUAAAAGCUGCAUUUUCGCUUCUAUGGUUUGAUACAUUUUUAUGCCCAAGCAGCUAUCUUGGGUUAGUUAAACCGAACAGGGGAUUCCAUUCAAUGGAAUGCAAUGGAACCAAUGCUAGCAUUGUGUGCAGGAGCUCUCAGUCUGGGAGGUUGUGAGAUCACACGGCAAGUCACAUUUCUUCCACCUUUAACCUGAAACAAAAGCAAGGGAGCAGUGAUGUGGAAUUAGUCCCCCUCCCCCGGAACCGAGACUCCUCUCCCUAGGCAUUUGAGGAGACACCCACUGUGUCUCCCUGGAAAACCUAGCUGCUACCCUGGUGAAAGGUUAAGAACGGGCCUCAAGCAGUGUGGGAAGUUUAGGAUACCCAUAUUUUUUAUUCUGAGGCUCAUGAGAAUAUCAUUUAGAAAUUACAGUCUUUGUUGGUUCUAUUUCAUAUAAAGAGAUCAGAGCACACGGCAUUUUAACAUGGGAACAUCACACUUUAACAGCUCCAACCAGUCUUUAGGGUAAACUUGCUUUAAGCUUAUGCGCUCCUUGCUUGCUCCUAGGUCCUUUGGUCUGUAGUGGAACUAACCUACUUUCCUUGAGAUUUGCAGAAUACUGGCCUUGAGGACUGGAGUUCCGGACUUUCCCAGAAGAUAAGGCCUAACCACCUUUGAAAACUGCCCCCAACUGAUGCCAGCAAGUUUGUUCAAGGACAUGUCAACAUGUGGCUAACCACCUGGGCACCUGCUUCUCCUGUGCACCGCCUGCCCCCUUUUCCUGAGCCCUCUCUUUUAAAACCCUCAGGCCCCUCCAGACAUGGAAGAUGGUCUAUGAAACC
Messenger RNA from Nyctereutes procyonoides (raccoon dog), 8831 nucleotides. It is a transcript of the gene ZNF75D, whose product is annotated as zinc finger protein 75D. The record is from RefSeq and is a predicted model, not a curated record. Gene Ontology annotation, biological process: regulation of transcription by RNA polymerase II. The transcript is spliced from 10 exons. NCBI's taxonomy places the organism in Eukaryota, Metazoa, Chordata, Mammalia, Carnivora, Canidae. Gene Ontology annotation, molecular function: RNA polymerase II cis-regulatory region sequence-specific DNA binding; DNA-binding transcription factor activity, RNA polymerase II-specific. The coding region runs from base 221 to 1153 and encodes 310 amino acids.